AUGAGCUCGCACUUAGUGACGGCAGGAGAUGUCAGCGAGACCGCUGACGACGUGCAGAAACUUGUGCAUGUCACAGAUCAAGCCAAGGACAUUGAUGAGUCCGGUGCUAUGCCGAUCGACGAAGGGCUUUACAGCCGCCAGCUAUAUGUAAUGGGUCGCGAAGCUCAGCUGCGCAUGGGAUCUUCCGACGUGCUCAUUGUUGGACUUGAUGGUCUUGGCGUGGAAAUUGCCAAAAAUGUCAUUUUGGCUGGAGUUAAAAGUGUCACGGUGCACGACGACACACCAGCUAGCAUGCUCGAUCUAGCUUCACAAUUUUACCUGACAGAGGCUGAUAUCGGAAUUCCGCGAGCGGCGGUUUCUGUGAAAAAGCUUGCGGAGCUCAACCCUUACGUGCCUGUCCGUUGCCAUAGUGGUGAGAUCACGGAAAAAUUUAUACAUGGAUUUCGGGCGAUCGUUCUCGUGAAUCAGCCACUUAAAGAUGCAAAACAAAUCGAUGCUAUUUGUCACUCCAAGUCGAUUGCUUUCAUCGCAACUGAGGCCCGCGGCGUCUUUGGCUCAGUGUUUUGCGAUUUUGGGGACAAAUUUACUGUGUCAGACCGCGACGGUGUUGAGCCUAUAAGCUGCUUAAUUUCAUCCAUUUCUAACUCCGUGCCUCUUCUUGUGACUGUGAGUGACGAAACUCGUCACAACCUCGACACGGGGGAUUUAAUUUCUUUUCGCGACGUUCCGGGCUUUUCGUUCUUGAAUGACAGCAAACCGAGGAAAGUAACAGUUACAGGUCCGUUCACAUUUUUAGUUGAUGUCGUUGAUGAUGCGGAGAAAAAGCUUAUAGAGGAGGGACAGCCGUCGUCUGGGGGUUAUAUUACUCAAGUAAAGCAGCCUCUUGUGACCAGUUUUAAUGAUCUUGAACAUGCAAUUGCGGCACCGGGAGAGUUUUUAAUUAGUGACUUUUCCAAACUUGGCCGCUCUGAGCUGCUUCACAUAGCAUUUCAGGCCUUGAACGCUUUUCGGGAAAAUCAUCUAGGUAGCUACCCAAAGCCAGGAUGUAUGGAUGAUGCAGAGGAGGUGUAUGCUCUUGCUAUCGAGAUCAACAAGCAGUACGCUUUGAAAAAUCAAUUUAGCGUCAAGGAUCUUGGCACUCCCGACUCGAAAAAAAUUGUUCAAGCGCUUGCAGCUGGCGCUACUGGCGUCAUAGCUCCCAUGGCGGCAUUCCUCGGGGGUAUUGUUGGUCAAGAAAUUCUGAAAGCGUGCAGCGGCAAAUUCACACCAAUUCAGCAAUUUUUCUAUUUUGACGCAGUUGAGUGUCUUCCAGAGGCUGUACACACUGGAAAUUCGGAUGAGUUCUUGCCGAUUGGCUCUCGAUAUGACGGACAAAUUAGCGUGUUUGGCCGGAAGGUACAGGAAAAGAUAAAAAGUCUGAACAUAUUUCUUGUUGGCGCUGGUGCGAUUGGCUGCGAAAUGCUAAAGAAUUGGGCUAUGAUGGGUGUGGCCUCCGACAAAGAUGGUAUCAUUCAUAUUACUGACAUGGAUACGAUCGAGAAAUCAAAUUUAAAUCGUCAAUUUUUGUUUCGCUCAAAGGAUGUACAGCAAGCCAAGUCCUUAGUUGUAGCUCGAGCUAUCAAACAAAUGAACCCAGAUAUUAAUGUGCAAGCUUACGUGUCUCGGGUUGGCGCAGAAUCCGAAUGCCAGUUUACCGACGAUUUCUUUGAGUCGCUUUCUGGUGUCUGCACUGCACUUGAUAAUGUCGACGCUCGUUUGUAUAUGGACCAGCGCUGUUUAUUCUACGGACUUCCAAUGUUUGAGUCGGGCACGCUAGGAACAAAGGGCAACACUCAGAUAGUCGUUCCGCACACAACUGAAAACUAUGGUGCUUCUCGAGACCCUCCUGAGAAAAGUAUUCCCAUUUGCACACUCAAGAAUUUUCCUCAUGCAAUUGAGCAUACUCUCCAGUGGGCACGCGAUUGGUUCGAAGGAGAAUUUUUUCAAGCUCCGUUGGAUGUAAAUCGCUACUUAAAAGGACCAACGUUUAUAAACGAGCUUAAUGAGCAACAAAAUACGAAGCUGGAAAUCUUAGAGCGGCUCAAAAGCUCGCUUGUGGAUGAUCUUCCGAUGUCUUUCGACGACUGCAUAUUUUGGGCUCGCUCGAAGUUUGAAGAACUUUUUAGCAACCAGAUAAAGCAACUUCUUUAUAAUUUUCCCUUGAACCAGCUUACGACAUCGGGUACUCCGUUCUGGUCUGGACCGAAACGGCCACCGACACCUAUUCAGUUUGAUGCGAAAGAUCCGCUGCACAUGAACUUUAUCAUUUCUGUAGCAAACAGUCGUGCAAAGAUUUAUGGCUUGAAAGGACACACUGACAGAGAUGCAUUUGUACGAACCCUAGACGGUAUAUUCCUCCCGGAAUUUAUUCCUAGAAAAGGUGUGAAAAUUGCUGCUUCCGAUGCAGAGCUUAGAGAAGGAAGCGCUUCACAACAUGAUAACAUGGAUAGCCAAUGCGACUAUAUGUUGAAGAAUUUGCCGAAACCGGAUUCGCUCGCUGGCUACCGCAUGCAGCCUAUCGAGUUUGAUAAGGACGAUGAUUCUCACAUGGAGGUAAUCCUUUCUGUUUCUAAUCUACGUGCGCGAUCGUACACGAUUCCAGAGGAGGAUAUGCACAAAUCGCGUUUCAUAGCUGGAAACAUCAUACCGGCCAUUGCUACAACAACAGCACUUGUGACUGGACUUGUAUGCUUCGAGUUUCUAAAGGUGUUUCAGAACAAGCCAUUAGACCACUACAAAAAUGGAUUUGUAAAUCUUGCGCUGCCACUAUUUACGUUUGCGGAACCGAUCGAGCCAAAAUAUACAAAGACAAUGAUAAAAGGCAAGGAACUCAAGUGGUCGGCGUGGGACCGCCUCGAGGUGGACCGGGGUGAUAUGACGUUGAAGGAAUUUCUCGCGUUUUUCGAGAAAGAAUAUGAUGCUGAGGUGUCUAUGCUUUCGUACGGAGUAACGAUUCUUUAUGCGAUGUAUUCUGCUAAAUCGCGGUCCAAGGAGCGGAUGGAGAUGAAGAUUUCCGAUCUGAUUCGCACAGUGACCAAAAAGCCUAUUGAUUCCAAGUUAAAGUACCUUAUUCUGGAGGUGUGUGCCAUGGAUGCAGAUGGAGAGGACGUAGAGCUGCCUUACUUGCGUUACCGUAUCAAGUAG
Messenger RNA from Plasmopara halstedii, 3183 nucleotides. RefSeq names its product ubiquitin activating e1. Gene Ontology annotation, cellular component: cytoplasm; SUMO activating enzyme complex. Gene Ontology annotation, biological process: protein sumoylation. The transcript has 3 exons. Gene Ontology annotation, molecular function: SUMO activating enzyme activity. The coding region runs from base 1 to 3183 and encodes 1060 amino acids. The record is from RefSeq and is a predicted model, not a curated record. Lineage: Eukaryota; Oomycota; Peronosporomycetes; Peronosporales; Peronosporaceae.